Molecule: messenger RNA, 5240 nt
Organism: Terrapene triunguis (Three-toed box turtle)
Lineage: Eukaryota; Metazoa; Chordata; Testudines; Emydidae
Gene: ABR
Product: ABR activator of RhoGEF and GTPase
Exons: 22
Coding region: 334-2793 (819 amino acids)
Biological process (GO): positive regulation of GTPase activity; intracellular signal transduction
Cellular component (GO): membrane
Molecular function (GO): GTPase activator activity; guanyl-nucleotide exchange factor activity
Source: RefSeq, a predicted model, not a curated record
GCAGCGGGGCUGGCUGGAGGAGUGCAGACGGCAGGGGCCGGGAAGGGGUUAAGCAGGUCGGAGCAGCCUGGCCCCUCGCCCCUGUGCUGACAGCCCUGGCGUUUCCGCAGCCUCGUGCAGGCUCAGGGCUGCCUGGACCGUGGUUUCCUCUCCUCUCCGGGAAGCCUGGGGCCAAGCUGCCCUGGCUGGCGCAGGCAGGACUCCCGUAAUGGCUCCUUUCAGCAGCAGGCUGCGGCCAGCUCACAGCGCUGAAUCGGGCCAGGCUGGCCCGCUGGAGUAGGCCCACCUGGAGCUGCGGGCCGUGCCCUCUGGCCUCCUGCUGCUCUGCGGGCCAUGGAGGAGGAAGAGGAGGCCAUAGGGUAUCUGGACAAAAUCCUGGAGGAUGAAGAGGAUUCGGAGCCAGGCACCCCCACCAGCCCAGGCCUGGGGUCUCCCUUCCUGGCCUCCGAGAAGGGCGAGCGGGAUGCCGGGAAAGGGCUGGAGAUGCGGAAGUUGGUGCUCUCGGGCUUCCUGGCCAGUGAGGAGAUCUACAUCAACCAGCUGGAGGCGCUGCUGCUGCCCAUGAAGCCGCUGAAGGCCACGGCCACCACCUCCCAGCCUGUCCUCACCAUCCAGCAGAUCGAGACCAUCUUCUACAAGAUCCAGGACAUCUACGAGAUCCACAAGGAGUUCUACGACAGCCUCUGCCCCAAGGUGCAGCAGUGGGACAGCAAGGUCACCCUGGGGCACCUCUUCCAGAAGCUGGCCAGCCAGCUCGGCGUGUAUAAAGCCUUCGUGGAUAACUACAAGGUCGCGCUGGAGACGGCGGAGAAAUGCAGCCAGAGCAACAACCAGUUCCAGAAGAUCUCGGAGGAGCUGAAAGUGAAGGGCCCCAAGGACUCCAAGGAGAACCACACCUCGGUCACCAUGGAAGCGCUGCUGUACAAGCCCAUCGACCGUGUUACACGGAGCACCCUGGUACUGCAUGACCUUCUCAAACACACGCCGGCCGACCACCCCGACUACCCGCUGCUGCAGGAUGCCCUCCGCAUCUCCCAGAACUUCCUGUCCAGCAUCAAUGAGGACAUCGACCCGCGGAGGACGGCAGUCACCACUCCGAAGGGGGAGACGCGGCAGCUGGUGAAGGAUGGCUUCCUGGUGGAGCUGUCUGAGGGCUCGCGGAAGCUGCGCCAUGUCUUCCUCUUCACCGACGUCCUCCUCUGCGCCAAACUGAAGAAGACGGCGGUGGGGAAGCACCAGCAGUAUGACUGCAAGUGGUACGUGCCGCUGGCCGACCUGGUGUUCCCUGCCCCCGAGGAGUCGGAGCCCUGCCCGCAGGUGCACACCAUCCCGGACCACGAGCUGGAGGACAUGAAGAUGAAGAUCUCAGCCAUCAAGAGCGAGGUGCAGAAGGAGAAAGCUGGCAAGGGGCAGAGCCGAGCCAUCGAGCGCCUCAAGAAGAAGAUGUUUGAAAACGAGUUCUGGCUGCUCCUGAACUCCCCCACCAUCCCCUUCCGCAUCCACAACCGCAACGGGAAGAGCUACCUGUUCCUGCUCUCCUCGGACUACGAGCGGUCGGAGUGGAGGGAGGCCAUCCAGAAGCUGCAGAAGAAGGACCUCCAGGCCUUCGUGCUGAGCUCGGUGGAGCUGCAGGUGCUCACGGGGUCCUGCUUCAAACUGCGCACCGUCCACAACAUCCCCGUCACCAGCAACAAGGACGAUGACGAAUCCCCGGGACUCUACGGCUUCCUGCAUGUGAUCGUCCACUCUGCCAAGGGAUUCAAACAGUCUGCCAACCUCUACUGCACGCUGGAAGUGGACUCCUUCGGGUACUUUGUCAGCAAAGCAAAGACCAGGGUUUUCCGGGACACGACAGAGCCCCAGUGGAACGAGGAGUUCGAGAUCGAGCUGGAGGGCUCACAGUCACUGCGCAUCCUGUGCUACGAGAAGUGCUACGACAAGACCAAGCUCAACAAGGACAACAAUGAGAUUGUGGAUAAGAUCAUGGGCAAGGGGCAGGUCCAGCUGGACCCGCAGGCUGUGCCGACCAAGAACUGGCACAUGGACGUGAUUGAGAUGAAUGGGAUCAAGGUGGAGUUCUCCAUGAAGUUCACGAGCCGGGACAUGAGCCUGAAGAGGACCCCGUCCAAAAAGCAGACCGGCGUCUUCGGGGUGAAAAUCAGCGUUGUGACAAAGCGGGAGCGCUCCAAGGUGCCGUACAUUGUGCGGCAGUGCGUCGAGGAGGUGGAGAAGAGAGGCAUCGAGGAGGUCGGCAUCUACCGGAUCUCGGGGGUCGCCACGGACAUCCAGGCGCUGAAGGCAGCCUUCGAUGCAAAUAACAAGGACAUCCUGGUGAUGCUGAGCGACAUGGACAUCAACGCCAUCGCGGGCACCCUGAAGCUGUACUUCCGCGAGCUCCCCGAGCCCCUCCUCACAGACCGACUGUACCCUGCUUUCAUGGAGGGGAUAGCGCUCUCGGAUCCCGCCGCCAAGGAGAACUGCAUGAUGCACCUUCUCCGGUCGCUGCCCGACCCCAACCUCAUCACUUUCCUCUUCCUGCUGGAACACUUGAAAAGGGUUGCCGAAAAGGAGCCCAUCAACAAAAUGUCCCUUCACAACCUGGCCACGGUCUUUGGCCCAACACUGCUGAGACCCUCCGAGGUGGAGAGCAAAGGACACCUCACCUUGGCCUCUGACAUCUGGUCCCACGACGUUAUGGCACAGGUCCAGGUUCUCCUUUACUACCUGCAGCACCCUCCCAUCUCUUUCGCUGAGCUGAAACGCAACACACUCUACUUCUCCACAGACGUGUAGCCUGCGCUGAGAAGGCACCAGCCGCACACGAACCCAGCCUCCCGGAGCGUGGGGUACAGCACAGACUAGCCUCGCCCCUGCGGGGAGACGGGCACUUCCCCAGGACAGUGCCCUCCAGCCCUGGCCCUGGCCCUGGCCCUGCGCGCCCUCUGUCUAGUAGUCGUGUCUUACGUACCUUCGUGGUCAGGAAUUGUUUUAUGUAUAUUCGUUCGACAGAAGAGGUAGUGACUGACAAGGGCCGCGGGCUCCUCGCUUCGUUCAUUUCCUGCCAGGCUCCUUCGAAGGCCAUUGCAACUUUCCUUUCGCCCUCUCCAGCUUCAGCCAAACGUCCCCUCGGCUCACCCCGCUCGAAGCCUGCAGCAUUGCACCAGUGCCUGUUUGUUUUGCCUGGUCCCCCGUGCGUGCAUGUGCAGCGCUGGCUGGCCUCUCUUGCUUCAGAGGCUGAGAAGGGCUCCCCCUUUCUACCCAUCAAGACAACAAGCUCCACUUUGCCUUGCUGGCCAUGUGAAUGGAGGACUCUGCAUCUGGACUCUGCUCCCUCUUGGAGCAAACCUUUGGCCACAAGAGUGUGUGGGGGGAGGAAGGGAGCUUUUUAACGUCCGUUCCAGGUGCUUUAUGACUUCAUCUUCUAGGGCCCGUGGCCUGUGCUUUCUGCCUGUUUGUUGUGUACGCUGUGGUUAUCCCCCUGCUGUUCUCCUCCCGCUGUGUAGUGUUGGGGGUAACCUGCUCUCUAGGAGGGGGUGGAGGUGCCUUUGGCAGGCUAGUGUGGAAAGAAGAAAGGGCUGUCUCGUUACGCUACCACUAUUACCCCGCCUCCGUCUGGGUGUGCAAACUGACUAGCCUCUAGCCCCUGGCUGUGUCUCCGGGGCCGUUCGGUACGGCCGAGGUUACGCCAGGAGCUCCCCGAAGCACAUCUGCUGGAGUGAUCCGCUGGGAGAACGCCCUCAGUACUGCAGCGCGAGGGAGUGACUGUCCCGAAAGUCUCACAUCCCUCGUCAAUGCAAUGCCUUAGCACCCGUUCCUCUCCGGCAGUCGGCUAAUGGAGACUGGGCAGCAGCACAGUGUAACAGGGCACUUGGGUUCCUUCCCCAGCAUUAACCGGGGGGGCCUCUUCCCACCAGGAGCUGCACUGGGCAACGUCUCCGCUGCGCUACCCUUCUGAGAACCAGGCGCAGGGGAGGGAGGGAGCCAGGCUCUGCUUUGGUGCCACCCAGCCACACGCAGGCCGGUCCCUUGUAAACACCGCAGGAGGCUGCAGGACAACAGGAGGCUGGUUUUUGUUCCUUCCUGCACCAAGGUAAACCGCUUCUGAGCUGAAAGUGAACUCGGAGGGCAGAGCCUCAUGGAGACGGGGCUGGAAGGGGAAAGCCCUGUGUGCUUGGAACAGGAGCUGGAUUCUCCCCAUGUGGCCCUCCCUCGUUCCACCAGCCUGACAUGGUGGAAGCUAAAGCACAUCCCUUGAUCCAUUCAGCCAGCUGGGACAGCUGCCCCCCAGCUGGUUCCCUCCAGCCCUUGUGGCAAGGCAGUGAUGGCUCCACCUGCUGGCUGGGACGUGCCCCACAGACAAACACUUGUAUCUUUUGUGUUCGCUCUUCUGUGGGCUCCUGCUCUCAUAGCUUGAGAGCACCCCAACCUGCCCCCAUGCCCGGAGCCCACAGACAGGUGCUGGGACCUGCCAAGGAAACUCACCCUGCCUGUUCUGACCACUGAGCCCCUGUUCUUGGGGGGGGAAAGCCCCGCCCACUGCCCCCACACCCUCUGUGCCAAAUGCCAAUGGACAGCUGGUUUAUUUGGGGUGACCAAGCAUAUCCCUUGUAGCAGUAGCGCUGCCUUUAACUGCUGUUCCACGUGCUGAAAGCACCAGGCAUGCCCUAAAGACCAGCUUCAGGGGGGCUGAACGCAGCUGCUAGCCCCACAGCACUGAAGCAGCUAAAGGGAGAGGGAAGUCUGGCAAUGUCAGUCUAAAGGGCUUACACUCCAGCCCCCACCGCUGGCCUGCUGGCAGAGCAGAUGAGAAAUGGCGUUGGACACACUGACCAGGUGUCACACUUUGCCCUGGAUAAUGGGGCUGAGCGAAGAUCUAACUGCACAAUGGACCCCUGUGUGUUUUAUGUACCUACAUCUGUCAACUGUGGUGUCAUUUCAAAGGGAGACUAUGGCCCGCCCCCACCUCACGCCAGUUCAAAGGGCUGGAGACCAGCCCCCUGCACAAACUGUGGCAAUCGCAUGGGCUGUGUUUUCAUUUUUCCUACAGCGGGGUGGGAGGUGUCGGACUCUUAUGGCUACAGGUAGAAUAGAACGGUUCAUUCAUAUUUGACUUUUACUAAGUUAAGAUCUAUUUUUUGUUUGUGUUCUGUUUCAACUUCUGUAGAUUAUAAACUUUCAGUGGAUGUAAACCAUGUGAAAAAAUGUUAAUAAAAUGCAAAGCCCUGACGUUUGCACAAAAA